AGCGCAUUCCUUCACAAAAACAGCACUGUGAGAAAAGAGGAGACACAUUUUUGAUGUAAACUAAAAAUGCACUGGGUUAAAACUGGAAAGAGAGUCAGUCUGUAGUUUGGCUGUAACUUGCAAAGCUUCCUCUUUACAUGAUAAAGAGGCAUGGGAGACAAGUAUAGUUAUGAUCUAUUUAUAGAUAACGAGUGCCACUUUUAGAAUGUAGGAAAACCGCGCGCGCAGUGGUUUGUUUUCAGAGGUUCCUCGGUUGGUUAUUAAUAUUUCCAUCAUCGUGAGAAUAUUUGGAGAUGUUUGAUAUGGGCCUACUACAUUUAACGAAAUCUAAAUUUACGCUUUCUUUGCCAGGCACGAGAAAAGAGAGGUAGUCUGCCAACUACUUAAGACUGUUUACUUCGCGGGUCUUAAAGUAGCCUAUGUCAGGUAAAGAAAUUUAAUCUAAUGUGUGUGUGUGUGUUACAGUCUCUUAAGGAUGUAAUUCUCGACGCCAGUGUGUCUUCUGGUCACGGGAGUAGGGCAGGCUACCUUAUUAUAUUAUAUUUAUGGAUUUUAUCCAUCAUGCACUUCUGCCUAAACUAUGCGGAUGAUUGCAUUUUCCUCACGCAAAUGUUGGCUCCAAAUGUGUCCACUUGAUUUUAUUUAAAUUUUUAUUUAAUUAUAUUGUGUAUUUGCAUAAAUCACACGUUUAUAAUGUACAGUGUGCGAGAAUCCAGUUCCUAACUUUUAUUUUUCAAAAGGUUUUUCAGCUUUAAGUUAAGUAAGUUUAUAUUUAAUUUAAUGCUCUAACUGACCCAGCUCCGUUUAGGUUCACUGACCCAAAAUCAACACUCAAAAAAAUAUGUGGUAUUCUGACAGCUCUUCCUCAUUCCACCAAUUUCUCUCUGAGUGACAUGCCAACGGUUCCAAUGACUAGUUAAGUAUUUGCAUAGGGCGGGGCUCAUAAGCUCAUACGCCUCUUUUUAUUGGCUCAGCCGAACAUGAUGGUUGGUUUAUGUGAGGAGGGGGCGGUGCUACACACAGCAGCGCUUUAAAACGAGUUGCCUGCCUUCGCACGCUGCCAUAGUUCAGUGAGCGCGAGACGAGAAAGGAGGCGAACAUUGGAUAUCAACAAAGCAGGACAACUACAUACAUUUAUCUCACUCUCCGGACCUAGGAGUUCUUGAGAUACCGCUACAGCUGGAUUCUACUAGCAAGCCAAACGUUCCCUCAGACCACGUACCCAGAAUGAAGGCUAUCAGUCCCGUUCGGUCUGUCAGAAGCUGUUAUGAGGCAGUUUGCUGUGUCUCAGAGCAGAGCCUCUCCAUCAACCGUUGCAAGAGUCCCUCUGAGGAGCUGUCCGACAUGAAUGACUGUUACUCUAAACUCAAAGAGCUGGUGCCCAGCAUCCCUCAGAACAAGUCCGUGAGCCAGGUGGAGAUUCUUCAGCAUGUAAUAGAUUACAUCUUCGAUUUACAGAUAGCACUGGAAAACGAGACGGACACAAACAACGCGUCCGACUUGUUCAUGUCAAUGAAGAAUUCAGAGAUGACCCGUAAUUUCUCCAAAGAGGAUGGAGCUCUGUGCCAUUAGGACAGAUGAAUGACAACGUUCAUUGGUGCGGGAUAGAAACUUUCUCCUCCACUUAUGGAAGAAAAGAGAGUGAAGGGGUGAGUCGGGUGAAGGAGUGAGGCUCUAUUCAGAGUGUGGGAAAGCAAUCUGCGCCCCUCUCGAGAUGUCUAUUCUUUGGUCACUGGACACUUGAACAAACCAAAGCCGUGGAGUUUUGAAGAUCACAAAAAAGAAAAGCCUUCAGAUUUUUUUCUUAAUCGUUCCUAUUUUUUGUGGCAACAAUUGAACAUUGUAUAUUUUGUACUGGCUACAUUCCUGAUUAUUUGGACCAACUAAUAUCUCUUCACACACCCUUCCUUCCCAGCCAUUCUUGGAGAAUACCCUCCCCUUUUUUUUUUGAAAA
Molecule: messenger RNA, 1954 nt
Organism: Myxocyprinus asiaticus (Chinese sucker)
Lineage: Eukaryota; Metazoa; Chordata; Actinopteri; Cypriniformes; Catostomidae
Product: DNA-binding protein inhibitor ID-3-like
Exons: 3
Coding region: 1228-1572 (114 amino acids)
Biological process (GO): negative regulation of transcription by RNA polymerase II; circadian regulation of gene expression; cell differentiation
Cellular component (GO): cytoplasm; nucleus
Molecular function (GO): protein dimerization activity; transcription regulator activity
Source: RefSeq, a predicted model, not a curated record